Messenger RNA from Callithrix jacchus (white-tufted-ear marmoset), 9199 nucleotides. The record is from RefSeq and is a predicted model, not a curated record. NCBI's taxonomy places the organism in Eukaryota, Metazoa, Chordata, Mammalia, Primates, Cebidae.
GGUAUCUGCAUGUGUUUGUUCCACAAGCAUUUAUUGAGGACAAAGCACUGAAAAUACAGAACAGAAUAAUUCAGAGCCCUCUAUCUGAGGAGCUGGUGGGCUGGUGGGGGCAUAGCUCAUGAACCCAUAAACAAUUACAGUGGAGCAGAUCGUGGUUGACAGAGGUUUGGGGGCAUUGUUAUUGGAAUCUUGAAGUACAGACCCAGACCACAUACAUCCCAUUGCUGCUGGAGUCUCAAAUUGUAGCACUGUCUGAUACACAGUAGGUGCUCCAUAAAUACUUGCUGAAUUAAUUAGUAAACGAACAAAUAAAAGAUAAAAGUAGAGUGGAAGCUGGGAGGAGUAAGUGAGUAAUGAGGCUGGGGGUGGUGGAGAGACUCAGAAGGGCUCCAGCAACUCUGAAGGAAGAUUUUACCAGGAAAAGACAGACAGGAUGGGAGAAGAUAAUUCAGGAAAAAGUGACGGUGUUUUCAAAGCCCUAGAAGCAAGCAAGCCGCAGACUUGACAGCAGAACUAUAGCUAUGUGUGUGACUGGAGGAGACUGGUUGGAGGGGAGCCUACAGUGUGGGCUGGGGUCCCAUCCUGGACAGCACUUAGGAGCCAUGCAGGACUUAAGCAGGGGAGUGACAAGCCUAGGUUUGCAUUUGGGAAAAGAGUUUCUGGCUGCCAUGGAUGGGAGAGACAGAGUGGACUGGCAGGGCAAUCUAAAGGAGAUGUGAGCUCAGAUCUCCAUCCUGGGCAGCUAGCUAGGCCCUGAGUUCUCCAGGGAUCUCCUAACCUUCCCCAUUCCGAGCAGAAAACUCUCCAGGAGGCUGGGCGCAGUGGAUUUCACCGGUAAUUUCUAGCACUUUGGGAGGCCCUGGUGGCUGGAUCACCUGAGGUCCAGAGUUUGAGACCAGCCUGACCAAUAUGGCAAAACCCUGUCUCUUUUGUAAAAAUACAAAAAUUAGCCGGACAUGAUAGCAGGUGCCUGUAAUCCCAUCUAUUCAGGAAGCCGAGACAGGAGAAUCAUUUGAACCUGGGAGGUGGAGGUUGCAGUGAGCUGAGGUCGCACCACGGCACUCCAGCCUGGGUGACAGAGCAAGACUCCAUCUCAAAAAAAUAAAUAAAUAAAUAAAACCCUCCAGGAGCUCAGGAGGCCUCUGUUUCUGAAGUGUAAGAGUAGUAGUGGCACAAGUUGAGUACCUCUUACCCAAAAUGCUUGGUAUCAGAAGUGUCUUAGAUUUCAGUUUUUUUUUUUGGAUUCUGGAAUAUUUGCAUGAUACCAGUUCAGCAUUCAUAAUAUGAAAAGCUGAAACCCAGAAUGCUCCAGUGAGCAUUUCCUUUGAGGGUCAUAUUGGCACUCAGAAAGUUUCAGAUUUUGGAGCAUUUUGGAUUUCAGAUUUUUGGAUUAGGAUUACUUAACCUGUACUUAUAAAGCCAUUAAGAGGGUAAAGUUGUGGGAAGAAGCACAUUAUUCUGAGCUUUCCGGUUUACUGAGUGCUUGUGUGAAGUGGUGGAAUAAAUCAUCCACUCUACCCUAAUUCUUUCUGCCUCAGAUCUUCUUCCAGAAUUUUCAUGAGGUUCCUGCAAAGUUCUUUGAUGAGACCAUCUUAAUCCAGAUUCCUCAUUCAUUCAACAAACGUUAUGGAUUCCCAACUGCCAGGCCCUGAACUGGGUGCCAAGGUGAACAAGGCUGCCCCUUCCCAUACGCCAGGAUUCUCAAGCCACCAAAGGUCCCUCCAAGUGAAAAUUUCUAUUCCUUAACCAGAGGGAGCCCAGUAACAAUGGUGAACAUGUGGUUAUCAAGUGCCUACUGUGUGCCCAGCACAGGGCUAAGGAGAACAAAGAGGCCUCUUCUUUUGAAGAGUUUACAUGUUCUUGGGAACAAAGGCACAACCAAGAGAGCAUGUAAUGGAUAAAGUUAAGUGCAACACCUUGCUUUGGGUUGACUCGGGGCAAGGAAAUUGGCCUCUCUGAUCAAUUUCCUCAUCAGUAAAAUGGAACUAAAAAUCUGAACAUCACAGGGUCCCUCUGAGAGUUAAAUGAGAAAACCCAUCUGCAAGUGUCAGCCAUUAGGAAGCAUUCAAGACAUUGAGAGAUCCUGGACGGGCCUUUGCUAUUCCUCUUACAGAAGGUGAGGGAAAUUGGGAUUGUGAAUAAUUAAAAUAUUUCCAGGAACUUCCUUGCAGGUGGUAAACUCCUCAGCAAUGAGAUACAAAGCAGAGAUCGGGAGAUUUCAAACAGAUAUUGGGUUUAUCUACCAUUCUCCAGGUCACACACUCCUAAGGAAAUGGCUCGGCCUCUGCCAGCUAAAUAACCCCAGCAGUGGUGUGAGAGGCUACUUGAAAGUCACCAUCUGUGCCCUCGGUGUGGGAGAUCAGGCCCUGGCAGAUCAAAAGUUGCUCUAUGGGGCUGAUGACACCGAUAUUCAGAUCUUCCGGUCAGCGGCAGUCCCGAUCAACAUGGCUUACUUACAGUUCUUCAUCUACUGUGCAGAGGACCUUCACCUCAAGAAACACCAGUCAGUGAAUCCUCAGUUGGAGGUGGAACUAAUUGGGAAAAAGCUCAGGACACAUAUGCAGACCCAAACCGACAACCCGAUAUGGAACCAGAUCCUGACCUUCCAGAUUCAGCUACCCUGCCUCUCCAGCUACAUCAAGUUCAGAAUCUUGGACUGCCACAGGAAGGACUGCCCGGAUGAGAUUGGGACUGCCAGCCUGUUCCUCAACCAGAUCUCGUCCACCGGAGAAGAGAUUGAAGGAAUGUACUCUGGCUUCCUGCCCUGCUUUGGCCCCAGCUUCCUGACUCUACACGGGGGUAAAAAGGCCCCUUUCAGGAUCCAGGAAGAAGGCGCUUGUAUUCCUGACUCUGUUAGGGAUGGUUUAGCUUAUCGAGGCCGAGUCUUCCUGGAGUUAAUCACCGAAAUCAAGUUCCAUCAAGACUCCACGAUAAAGGAUCUCUCCCAUGAAGUGACCAGGAUAGAGAAGCACCAGAACCGCCAGAAGUAUGGGCUGUGUGUCAUCUUCCUCUCCUGUACCAUGAUGCCCAACUUUAAAGACCUGAUCCAAUUCGAGGUCAGCAUCGGUCACUAUGGGAACAAGAUGGACCUGAAUUACAAGCCUCUAGUCUCAAGCACACAGUACAGCCCAGUGAUACAUGAUGGGAACAUUUACCAUUAUGUGCCCUGGUAUGACACCAAGCCUGUCGUGGCUGUGACCUCCAACUGGGAGGACAUCAGCUUCCGAAUGAACUGCCUUAACCUCCUCCACUUCACUCGGGACCGCCUGAAAGUCAACCUGGACACCCUGAAAUCCAUUCGGAAUCCAAAGGACCCAGCUCUGCUCCACCAGUGGGAGAAACUGCUGAGGGAGCUGGCGGAGGACUGCAAGCACCCUCUGCCCUGCAUGACCAAUCAGCCCAAAGCCACCAGUCUGGACAGGAAGAGGUGGCAGCUCCGCAGCCUCCUCCUGCAGGAACUGGCCCAAAAGGCCAAGCAAGCCAAGCCCAGGGACAUGGUGGCCACAGGGGAGGACUGGCUGUAUCGCCUCAACGCUGUGCUCCCCGAGCCCCAGAUGGGCCUCCCUGACGUGAUGAUCUGGCUGGUGGCCAAGGAGCAGCGAGUGGCCUAUGCACAGGUGCCCGCCCACUCCGUCCUCUUCUCCCCAGAAGGGGAUCUGCACUCCGGCAGGCUCUGUGGGAAGAUACAGACACUUUUCCUACAGUACCCAGAGGGUGAAGGACAGAAGGAUGUGCUCCCAGCCCACCUCCGGGUCUGCAUGUGGCUUGGCAAUGUCACAGACAGCAAGGACCUGCAGUUGCUCCGCCAAGGUGACACAGCAGUGUAUGCCGAGAUGUAUGAGAAUCAAGCCAAGCAUAAAGACCAGUGGGGGCAGCAGGGGCUAUAUCACUGCCCCAACUUCUCGGAUGUCAUGGGAAACAAGACCCUCCCGAUGACCGAUUUCCAGCCACCCCUGGGAUGGCACUGGCAGGACAGCUGGACAGUGGACCCUCAGAGGAGACUCCUCCUGGACAUAGACAUCAACAAGAGCCAGGUGUUGGAAGAGGUAUAUGAGAACCAGGCCCGAGAUGCCAGAGGCACCUGGGGGCCUGCCACCAUCCCAAACACAGACGUGAAUGGACAGCCCAUGGAGGCCCGGGAAAACGUGAAGUGCCCCAAAGGCUGGCACUUUAAGAAGGACUGGGCAGUGGAGCUGAACCACGCAGUGGACAGUAAGGGUUGGGAGUAUGGAAUGGAGAUCCCAUCCUUGGGCCAGCGCCAGGUCUGGAGCCCGGUAGAGAAGACCUACCACUCAUGCCGCCGACGGCGCUGGGCACGUGUGCGCUUCCGGAACCAUGGGGAGCUGAGCCAUGAGCAGGAGACCCUCUCCUUCCUGAAGCUGGGCCUGGCCAAGGGUGAGGAGGAGGGCUGGGAGUACGGCACCUUCGGCUCCACGUUCCACCUCAACCCUCAGCCCCAGAGCAAGUUCCGCCGUCGCUGCUGGCGCCGCAGGCUGGCCCCUAACAAGGACAAGGGCAUCGCGCCCAUAUUCCUCCUGGAGGGGUCCUUGGCUAUGGAUGUGAAAUAUACUGGGAAGGAAGAGGACAGCAAGACAUGGCCAUUGCGUCUGGACAGACAGUUCAGGGACCCCCUGAGGCAGGACACCCAGCCCCCCAACAUGCCCUUCAUCUACUGCACCUUCAAUAAGCCCCACUACUAUCAGCUCUUCUGCUAUAUCUACCAGGCCCGGAACCUGGUGUCCAACCAGAUCCUGACAUUCCAAGGGCCCUUCAUUCGAGUGGUCUUCCUGAAUCAUAGCCAGUGUACCCAAACCCUAAGAAGCUCUGCAGGCCCCACAUGGGCCCAGACACUCAUCUUCCAGCACCUCCUUCUGUACGAAAACCCACAGGACACCAAAGAGAGCCCACCACUUGUGGUGCUGGAGCUGUGGCAGCACGACUCCUGGGGCAAGGAGAGCUUGUGGGGACGGAGCAUGUGGCCCCCGGUCGUCUGGCUGGAUCUCCAGGACCGGAUCCUGCCCCCCAUGAGGUGGCACCCCCUUGUAAAGGAGUUGGGGAAGGAAGAGGGCGAGAUCUUGGCAUCUUGUGAGCUGAUCCUUGAGACUGAGAAGCUCAGAGAGAAGCAGCUGCCGAUCUUAAGUGUUCCCUGGAAGAACGGGGCAUACACACUCCCCAAGAACAUCCAGCCCAAGAUAAAGAGGAUGGCCAUUGAGAUCCUGGCCUGGGGCCUUCGGAACAUGAAGAAGGCGAGCUCCCCUCAUCUCCUGGUGGAAUUCGGGGAAGAGUCCCUGAAGACAGAACCCAUCAGGGACUUUCAGACCAACCCCAACUUCCCUGAGUCGGUCCUAGUCCUCACAGUGCUCAUGCCAACAGAGGAGGCUUACACACUGCCCCUCGUGGUGAAGGUGGUGGACAACUGGGCCUUUGGCCAGCAGUCCGUGACGGGCCAGGCCAACAUCGACUUCCUCCAGCCCUACUUCUGUGACCCCUGGGCUCAGGACUACAUGCACCCAAAGCUUCCAACACUGUCUGAGAAGCACCAGGACUUCCUAGGCUACCUCUACGAAAAGUUCUGGUUCAAGUCCAGUAAAGCAGAGGAUGAGUAUGAGCACGAGGUGGACUGGUGGAGCAAGCUGUUCUGGGCCACAGAUGAGCACAAGUCCCCAAAGUACGAGUACAAAGACUACCACACCCUCAAGGUGUAUGACUGUGAGCUGGAGGCUGUGCCAGCCUUCCAGGGCCUGCAGGACUUCUGCCAGACCUUCAAACUCUACCAGGAGCAGCCCAAGUUGGACAGCCCCGUGGUAGGGGAGUUCAAGGGCCUUUUCCGCAUCUACCCCUUUCCUGAGAAUCCAGAAGCCCCGAAGCCCCCGCUCCAGUUCUUGGUUUGGCCAGAGAGAGAGGACUUCCCCCAGCCGUGCUUGGUGCGAGUGUACGUGGUGCGAGCCAUCAACCUGCAGCCCCAGGACUACAAUGGCCUGUGUGACCCUUAUGUGAUCCUGAAACUGGGGAAGACAGAGCUUGGCAACCGGGACACGUACCAGCCCAACACUCUGGAUCCCAUCUUUGGCACGAUGUUUGAACUCACCUGCAACAUCCCCCUGGAAAAAGACCUAGAGAUCCAGCUCUAUGACUUCGACCUGUUUUCACCCGAUGAUAAGAUAGGAACCACAGUCAUCGACCUCGAAAACCGACUCCUGUCUGGCUUUGGAGCUCAUUGUGGGCUCUCCAAAUCCUACUGCCAGUCAGGGCCCUUUAGAUGGCGGGAUCAGAUGCCCCCAAGCUACCUCCUAAAACGCUAUGCCAAGAGGAAAGGGCUGCCUCCACCUCUGUUUAGUCCUGAGGAAGAUGCUGUUUUCUAUAAUGGGAAAAAAUUCAAGCUGCAAAGCUUUGAGCCCCAAACCCCUACUCUUCAUGGUUUGGGACCCAAGAAGGAACGCCUUGCACUGUACCUCCUGCACACUCAGGGGCUGGUACCGGAGCACGUGGAGACCCGCACGCUGUACAGUGACAGCCAGCCAGGCAUUGACCAGGGAAAGGUGCAAAUGUGGGUGGACAUCUUCCCCAAGAAGCUGGGGCCUCCUGGCCCCCAAGUCAACAUCAAGCCCAGAAAGCCUAAACGGUAUGAGCUACGCUGCAUCAUCUGGAAGACUGCCAAUGUGGACCUGGUGGAUGACAAUUUAAGUAGAGAGAAGACGAGUGACAUCUACAUCAAAGGGUGGUUAUAUGGGCUGGAGAAGGACAUGCAGAAGACAGAUAUCCACUACUACUCGCUAACUGGGGAGGCCGACUUCAACUGGCGGUUCAUCUUUACUAUGGACUACCUGGCGACAGAGCGCAUGUGCGUCCAGAGCCAGAAGGAUUACAUAUGGAGCCUGGAUGCCACGUCAAUGAAGUUCCCAGCCCGACUCAUCAUCCAGGUCUGGGACAAUGACACCUUCUCCCCCGACGACUUCCUAGGGGUCCUGGAACUGGAUUUGUCUGACAUGCCCCUCCCGGCUCGGCACGCCAAGCAGUGCUCCAUCAGGAUGAUGGACGCUAACCCCAAGUGGCCCUAUAACCUCCAAUAUGAGCACUUCUCCCUCUUUAAGAAGAAAACUGUGACUGGCUGGUGGCCUUGCCAGGUCCUCGAUGGUGGCAAAUGGCGCUUGUCGGGCAAAGUGAAGAUGACCCUGGAGAUUCUGUCAGAGAAGGAAGCCUUAAUCAAGCCAGCCGGGCGAGGCCAGUCGGAACCCAACCAGUACCCCACACUUCAUCCUCCUCUACGCACCAACACCUCUUUCAUGUGGCUGCGAUCACCGGUUCAAUAUUUCUGCUAUAUUUUCUGGAAACGGUAUCGCUUCAAAUUCUUAGCCUUUAUGGUCAUAUUGAUUAUAGCACUUAUGCUGUUCAACUUUAUCUAUUCGGCUCCGCACUAUUUGGCCAUGAACUUGAUCAAACCUCACCUUCAGCUGUCUCCUCCCAUUAAAAUAUUCAAUAUCAUCACUUCAGUAAACAAUGCCAGCUCUUCCAUCCUUCCCACCCAGGAUCCAAACCUAAAGCCUACAAUAGACCAUGAAUGGAAACUCCACCCAGGACCCAGGAAUCACCUGAGUGACAUUUUCCCAGAACUUCCAGCCCCACAGGACUAAUUUGCCCAUGCUGCCUGGCUUUCCUCCUGCUACCAACAGCUCUGCCCUUAGGCUGCCUACCAGUUCUUUGUUUCUAUCUUCUAGGAUAUAUGCAAGGUGUUAGGAAUAUUCUGGUUAUUGUGUUCAGAAAUCACUUCCAACAAGAAGAGCAGAGCUGUAAUUUUCCACUGAAAUAAACAAGUUUUAUAACAGAGAGCCACCUUGUAAUUUGGGGCAUUGAAGACAACAUGAAAGGCUGAAAAUGCCAGCCCUUCAGACAAGACUCACAGGGUCAGGAGUGAUGUCAUCUUUAUGUACCAGCUCUAGUCCACAAGGUCUCUUGAUGCUAAGAGGCUCUGAAUCAAAGGGCAACGGAGGGAAAGGGUGACUGUGAGAAGUCACCCUUAUGGGUGAGCAGCAAUCUGCGGCACCAACUCUCACCCCUAGCAUGCAUGCACAGAACAGCCCUACCAUAGACCAGGUGUCGCCCUCCUCUAGCACACACCUGGGAUGACAUUGUUCAGGACAACAUUCCGCCCAUUCAUGAUGGGAAACACUUGUUUCUAGAACAAAAAGAGCUGAAGCAUGACAUCCUAUACCAGGUCAGGUGGUUUUCUUGUACUAAACAUUUCUCUAAAGGACCCCAAGGCAGAUGGGGACUGCACUUCAUGUCUUCCCUGCCCUCUUUAAAAAGUCUCAGGUACUCAUGAGCUGGAAUCAUACAAAUCCCACAGGUUCCAUCUCUCUCACUCUGCCUUUCCCCUCUGAUGAGAUCCCUUCUACCUGCAUGCUGCCUUGGCCAUCUCAAGAGCCUGCCUAGGUCCUUCCUACAGGUUCAUAUAAUCUCUCCUUGAACUCAAAAAAGACAAAAAUCACCAUUUUCUUUUUCAGUUCUCCCUGCUCCCAAGGCCAAGUUCUAGGUCAGUUUGUCCUCUGGCACCCUGGAGCCAUUCUACUAUGGUAGGGAGGUGGUAGGAGGAUGCUUUGUUUCUGCCCCACCUGAAUCCCACCUGCAGGAGAGCACUACAGCCUGUGCUGUUUAACUAACUGCAAGGGAAGAAAAGAAAGCCUGAAGAGACAGAGACCUAUGCCUAGCCAAGGUGAUCCUCUUUUCUUCUGAGCUGAGCUGAGCUGAGGGCUUUUCCAAUCCAGAAGAAGGCAGAGCAAUGGUUGAUAGGCUUCAAGCUCAGAAAAAAGGCUUGAACUUUCCCCAAACCCACUCCUAGAAGAAAGGACACUGAAUCAGAAGCUCAUGUUUGGUUCCAUCAGCGAUUUUGAGAAUUUCAUUUAGGCUACAGAGGUCCAUAGGAGGACUGAGAGUUCCAGCUACUCCAAGGAGACUCUGUCCUGUAACCAAUUUAAUCCCUGGGCAGAAAGGUGAGCAGCAUGUAACCCCUUGUCAGAUAAGGCAGUGGAAUAAGGGUUGACACACAGAAGACAGCACUCAAGCUGUGCUGCUCAAUGACAAUGAACUCUUCCAGGCACAGAUGACGAGGGUUUGUUGCUCCCAGACUUGGAACAUGAAAACAGCAACUAUUUCUUGUCCAUUAAGAAAAAAAAAAAAGCCAGAUUUCUUCUUUGGACAGUAU